Telopea speciosissima is the source of this 923-nucleotide messenger RNA. RefSeq lists its product as uncharacterized. The coding region runs from base 44 to 841 and encodes 265 amino acids. The record is from RefSeq and is a predicted model, not a curated record. The transcript has 5 exons. Lineage: Eukaryota; Viridiplantae; Streptophyta; Magnoliopsida; Proteales; Proteaceae.
AACAUCUCUCUCCUUCUCUGUUUCUGUCUUUCCUUUUCACAAUAUGGAUUUUCAAUCUGUUCCAAACGCAGGUAAAGUUCAACCUUUAACUUCCAAGACGAAUCAAAAGCUCAGCAGAAUCAAGAAAACCAAUCCUGCAGGAAUUUCUCCGACCCAAUCUCACAGGUCUAAGCGAGUCCUGGGUAGCAGCAGAAGCACAAAUUUUCAGUUUAAAAGAGAACCCAACAAACCCUUAUCAAAAUCAUCAUCACUGGGGAAUGGGAAAGGGAUUAUUCAACAACGUAAACCCAAAUAUUCUUUAGAACCAAAAGUUGCUGCAGAGGAGAAUAAGUUUGAAAUCAAACCCAAAACCAAGAAAACUGUCAGCUUUCAAGAACCUUUGGUCGAAAACCUUGCCCAGAUUGUGCAGGAGGAGGGUUCUGGUGCCUUCCAGACUCCCCUGUCGUCUUCUUCUCCUUCAACCGAAGACAGGAUAAUCCCAGGCACACCUUACUACACUGCAGAAACCUGUGGUAAAUGCCAGUUAGAUAGGUUCGACUCCUCAUCUUAUUGGGUAGCACAAAUCAGAUUGGCAGAGUCCGUGAGGAAGCAUUUUCUGUCCGCAGCCUUCUUCCAUCUCGCCUGGGAAUCCAAUGCUGAGCUGGUUCCAAGCCUUGGGAUUGAACUUAAGCGUUACUUGUCAGUGCAUGGAUCGUUAUGCACAGACACUAAGUGGAGAGAUGUUUUAAUUACCUAUGGAUGUGAAAGUGGUGUCCCCAAUAUUGUUAAAGAACAGAAGGAAACGACCUCAAGACAAAAAUUUCUUCCAAGUGAAGUGGCUAUGGACUGUGGAGGGAUCUAGGAACCAAGGUAUAGAAGCUGCUGCUGCUUCUGCCAGAGGCCCAAUAAGAUACAACCAAAGGAAUUAAUAACUGAAAAUGGAG